This is a messenger RNA of Portunus trituberculatus (swimming crab), 13253 nucleotides long. RefSeq names its product vacuolar protein sorting-associated protein 13-like. Gene Ontology annotation, biological process: protein targeting to vacuole; protein retention in Golgi apparatus. The record is from RefSeq and is a predicted model, not a curated record. Gene Ontology annotation, cellular component: extrinsic component of membrane. NCBI's taxonomy places the organism in Eukaryota, Metazoa, Arthropoda, Malacostraca, Decapoda, Portunidae. The coding region runs from base 464 to 11311 and encodes 3615 amino acids. The transcript is spliced from 46 exons.
AGACUGUCGUCUGACGUCUGUCGCUGCUCAAGACUGUCCUCUGUGUGUGUGUGUGUGUGUGUGUGUGUGUGACACUCCUCACGGCGCUGCUUACGUCCAAGGGGGGGUUAUGGCAGCUAGUCCCACAGCACGUAUUAUCACCCUAGGAAACACAGAAGUGACAAGCGCUGUGAUAUGGGUAAUCUUAUCGGCACCUGUCACGCAGAAACUCCCGCGCCGUCUCUGCGACGCUCUCAGCGAUCAGUCCCUCAACUGCGGUGGUGACAUGUAGCCCGACUGACACGGCCAGACACUCGAGAAGGGAAAGGUCAGGCUUGCUGGGUGUGCCCUGGCGUGUGCAUGAAAGUGUCUCUGGUGUCGCGGAGCACGAGAUCAUUAAGUACAGCUUGCAGCCUGCAGGUUCGGAAACCAGCAGUCUGACAGCAAACAUACAGAUGUUGUGACACACGACUAAGCCUUCACAAUGGAAUGGCUGACCAAGAAGGUGGUUGCUGGCUUGGUCAAUCGUUUCUUUGGACAGUACCUGGAGGACCUUGACACCCAGGAGGUCAACAAUGCCCUCCUGUCGGGUCAAGUCAACCUCAGCAACCUCAAGAUCAGGAGAGAUGCUUUGUCUUUCCUAGAUAUCUUUUAUGGAAGUCCUCUUCCUAUUGAAGUGAAGAAAGGUACAAUUGGCAGGAUAUCACUUACUGUUCCCUACAGCAGCUUCUUCACUCAGCCAGUGGUCAUCAAUAUUGAGGAUGUGUUUGUACUUGUUACACCAGUUGUUGAAUAUGACAGGGAGCAGGAGAAGGAGUUGGACCGUGCUAGAAAACGACAGACUCUGGCGCACCUGUUCCCCGAUCCAACACCGGUGGACAGUGCCCAGGACAGGAACAGUGUGUGGGGUAUGCUUUACAACAGAAUUUGGAAUAACCUAGAACUGCACAUCAAUAAUGUUCACAUUCGCUAUGAGGACACUCACUCCUGCCAUGAGCCACUGGUGGUUGGCCUGUGCCUGCAGAGCCUGUCAGCUGACACCACAAACCAUAAAUGGAAGAAGACUCAGAUCGAUGGCAAUGCAGCCACUGUGAAUAAGGUGGUUGACUUCAUAUCCACCUCACUCUACAUCAACCCCAAGAGUGACCGCCAGCGCCUUGUCAAGCCCCACAUCACCACAGACCACUGGCGUCAGUACCUGCAGCAAGGCCUGGAAACUUUCUCCAUCAAUGAGGAGCCUUUUCAGUUUGUCCUUCAACCUGUGCGCUGUAAAGUCAAGAUGCGGCAACAGAUGAAGCGUGAAGCAAGAGUGCCUGGUCUGCUAGUGGAUGCUGUUAUCAAGGAUGCAGCACUAUCACUUUCCCAGCAGCAGUAUUUAAGCUUAACUGAGCUUUUUAAAGCAUUCAGCAUAAUCAAUACAAGUAGACGGUUCUUGAAGUACCGCCCAGAAGUGCCCUUAACCCGUCACGCAGCAGAGUGGUGGCAGUACGCUGCAAGUGCCAUUAUCCAUGAACAAAUUCGACCCUUCUCUUGGAGUAGCAUUAAGAAACACAGAUCCUUAUAUAAAGAAUAUACUCAGCUGUAUAAGAAGCAUCUUCUUGAGGGAUACAACAGUGAACUAGAGGCUGAUCUCAUGAAGCUUGAAGAUGCACUAAGCCUCACCAGCAUUGUUCUGGCUCGAAUGCAUGCAAAGAUCAAGAUCUCACAAGAACAACCCAGUUUAGUUCAUCCUGUGGAAUCUUCUGAGGGUGGCUGGUUAUCUUGGAUGAUAGGAAGCAGUGACCCUCAUGCAUCAGACGACGCAUUAGUGGUGGACAUCGUGGGAACCCGACACAGGAAUGGGCCCUUCACCACCCUGACAGAGGAGGAGCGGCGCCAGCUCCAUGCUGCACUGCAGGAACUAGAGACCCCAGGCGAGGAUGUACACAGGGAUGACAUAGACCACAAAGCUUACUUGUCUUUGCAAAAUGUGAGCUUAACUCUCAAGGAUGAUGAACAUGAUGUUGCCUUGGCCACACUGUCUGGCUUUGUGAUGAGUGCUGAAAACAGAUACGGCGUCAAGUACCAGAAACUGUCCGUGAAGGCAGAAUCCUUUAAUCUUGAGGCCUCAAACAUGGAGCAGGAGCUGGUGUAUGUGGUGAAGCUGGUGGAUGGCACCCCUUCUGCAGGUUUUGGUAUUGCCUUUUCACUUGAUCUCGAACGAAACCCUCUGAAUGUGGCCUCUGACUACGCAGUCACCAUGAAGUUGGAUCCUCUGGAAUUGCUUUAUAAUCAGCAUGCUUGUGCCGAGAUGAUUUACUUCUUCCGAGUGCCUAAUGUGAAGUACCGCACAUUUGAUGAAGUGGCUGCUGAUGCCAUGACUGGUGUGGUCAGCAGUGGCAGGGCAGCAGUGGAGUAUGCCAUUGCCAGACACAGGACAAUCAACUUGGAUCUAGACAUCAAAAGUCCCUUCAUUGUCUUACCGGAACACGGAUCCAUACAGAAAGGUGGAAACGUCUUAGUGUUGGACAUUGGGGGUCUUAAGGUUAACAGUGAGAUAGGUGGACAGAUUGUAGACCUUGAAGAUGCCACUCGGAUGGAACUGGAGGAGCGACUGUAUGACCGUCUCACAGUCACGGUCUCUCAACUCCAAGUUCUAUUUGCUGAUUCUGGAGAUGAGUGGAGGGUUCACAGAACUCGCAACGACUCCGACUCUCACCUGUUACCAAGGGUGAGGGUGAAGAUUGACCUUGCUAACAGCAUACACCCGGAAUACAGACAGUUACCUCAGCAGAAAGUUGACAUCCACAUUACACCCCUGAAGCUCAACCUCUCGGACAGUCGGCUGGGCCAGUUGAUGGACUUUACUCACCAUCUGCCAACACUGAAUUGCUGCAUGUUGAACUGUGAUACUGUUGAUGACUAUUUGUUUGAGCAGCAUCAGUUGGACCCUCUUCACUGUUUAAUGGAUCUUAACAUAUCUGAAUUAGCUUUAAUAAGGAAUUUGCUUCAGGAUAGACUCUGCAGAAAAAGAUUUGUGUCAGACUCAGUUGACCUGCACUCCACUCCUCCUCUUCUCAGACAUGUUCGGCCACUUUCUGCCAGUGACACGAUAUCCCAGACAAGCCUUGAGUUGGAAAAGUACUUUUCAGCUUCUGAUAAUAGUGAUGAUGAGGGAGAGUCUUGGGGUAAACCUUUGGAUUUACCAGGAUUUGAAGACAACACUUCACCUCAUAACAUGAUUGCAGUCUUGUCACGGUUAUGUAUUGAUGAAGUUGUAGUUGCCAUUUCAAGAUCCAGUGACCAUGGAGACAGACCUUAUUUAAUGUUAAGAGCAACUCAUCUGGUGCUUGAGUCAGCUAUCAUGGACUAUGGGCCAGCCAUACAGCUCACCCUUGGAUCUUUGCAACUUGUUGAUAAAUACCACCACAGCCCUUCAGGGGAGUACCUGGAGCUUGUGUCCUCACCCCAAGUAGGCUGCAUGUGUAUUGCUACGUUGCUCUACAGAAAAGUUAGGGCAAAUUGUCCAGACUUCAAGACACACUUUCAUUCCACUGAACAGAGUCUUGUGGUAGAUUUUGCAACUUUGAAUGUUGUUUGGCAUCGAGGAUCAGUUAUAACCCUCACUAACUUCCUUACUAUGUUGUCAGCCAAAUUGGGACAUGUAGAGGAACAGUUACCAAAAUUAAGUGUUCCACAGAAUUUUAUGGCCUGGCUAAAGUCUGGCCCUGAGGAUCCCCCUGUCCCAUCUGGGGCUACAAAAUGGUCAUUUUCCUCUCAUCUUCACAACCUGAACCUGAAACUUUGUGAUAAUGAUCUUGAUUUCUUGCAAGCCAAAGUAGGAGGAUUCCAAGGAGAAUGCAUCUUUAAAGCUAAUGAGAAAAAGAUAUUUCGAGCUGCUCUGUCAGAGUUGUCUGUUGAUGAUAUUUCUGACAUAACUCUCUACUCAAGGAUUGUUGAGAUUGAGGAGGAUAGAGUGUUUGACAUAAAGUAUGUCAAUUUCAGUCCAACACAUAAAGGCGUUGAUGAAAUAGAUGUCUCUCCUCACACUGUCAAUCCUGAUGCAGCUUUAAGGAUAAGAAUUGGUAGAGUACAGUGUGUUUUCCUUUGCAAGUUUUUGGCAGAUAUGCAACGAUUUAUGGAGCCUCUCCUUAAUAGGGAAGGAACUCAGGUGGCACUGAAGCAUGCUAGCAAGGCAGCUGAAACUAGCUUUGAGGAAAUUUUGUCAGGGAGAAAAAUCAACCUUAGUAUUGAUAUCCAUGCUCCUACUAUCCUUAUACCUCAGAAAUCUGACUCAUCUAGUUUGCUAGUCAUCAGCCUUGGUGAGCUAAAAAUAGAUAAUCUCUUCAAAACAGCAUAUACAGGGACAGGAGGAGGAGCUGUAGAAAACAUUCUCAUUGAGUUAGGACGCAUGCACAUUUGCCGUGCAGUGAUGGUGCUUAGUGGAGGCCUGGAAAUGCAGGAAGACAUCCUGGAACCAUCCACCAUAAGGGCAGAUAUCAAACGUUCCCUUAUUCCACAGUGUAGAGACUUGCUGUCCUGGGACGUCAGCAUCCACAUGGGAACCCUGUGUGUCAACAUGGGACAGCGUGAUCUGAACACCAUUUUGGCAGUGAUGACUCAGAAUAGGGCAGAGGCACAAUUUGUUGACACAAGUAUUAAUUCCCAGCCUCUCACUCCCAUAGAACUUGGUACUCCUCAAGCCGGCAGUGAUGAUAAUGUGGGAAAGCUCCAGGCCUUUUUAACACAUUCAGUGGACAUUUAUCGAAUUGCUGAUGCUCUUCUGUCUUUAGAUGGUCUGACUCUCACACUCUACACUGAUAUGGACGAAGUGUUGAGUUCCCCUGUCCGUGAUGCUGCCACUGCCCUUUGCAGAUUAGAAGUUGGAGAAGUUGAAAUUCAUGGAGACAUGAAUAGUGACAGAAGCUUGGAUGUGAGGGUAACACUGCAUGCCUGUGAUUUGUAUGAUGUGAGGCCAGACCUUGAUUAUCAUGUCAUCAAGAAAAUAUUUGGACAGUAUAGCGAAGAGAUGCACAUGAGUUCCAGGAGAUUCAGUGUCAGUGUUCCGCCUAUAAUGGAUCUUGUGUACAAAAUGAGUCCAAAUGGAGAUGGAGCAAUGGAGGUCAGUAUAGAGAGAACAAGACUUAAUGUAUCAGUUCCAUUUGCCUUGGCAGUUUACAGAUAUAUUAAUGAUGCUAUCCCUGGAACUGCAAGCACAAGUGGAGGAAUAAUAAAUCCUGGCUUUGUAGGGGAUUUAGGCACAACAGUGGAUGGGGUCAGGAUCAUUAGACGACCUCCUAGUUCUGCUGACAGUACAAGUGGAUACCUUUCUACUGUGACAAGCAAUACAGAUGAUCUGAAAACACUCUCCCUGUCCUUCAAAGUGAAGCGACCUGAGAUAGUAUUGUUUGUAGAUUGUGAAGAAAAAACUAGUAGAAUUUUAGUGUUGAGAUGUGAAGUUCAUAUUGACUACUCUCGUCAUCCAGGAAACGAAAGCUUCCAUGUCGCCCUGGACAGAUGCCAGCUGUUUGCUUCUAUGUACUCUUUGUCUAGUCAGAGUCCAUACUCCAUCAUGCAGCCUUGUGACAUUGAAGGCUCUUGGGUGUUUCGUAAUGUGGAGGAAGGCGUCAAAGCUGACCUAAGGGUUCCACAUGUUCAUAUUCAUUUAAAUCCAGCAGUUGUCCAUCUUUGUAUGGAUGUAGCAGAUGAAUUAACAUUGAGCCUAAGUCUGCAUCUAACACCUUUCAAACUCCAUCUUCCAAACACAGACUUAGAGGAUCUGUGGUCUCCCAGACCACUAACUGCUACAAUAUCACCAAUAAACCCAGAUGAGGAAGUAUAUAUUAAGCCUGAGUACCCAACAACUAAACCACAUCAAUGUUUAACCAUCAGAAUUGCAGAAAUUGCAGUUUCUUUUGAAAAGCAAGCUAUGAAAACUGCUGUUCCUGUUCUUUUGUGUAAGUCUGCACUGAAUGCAGAAAUUAAUGACUGGUCCAAACUGAUGUAUAGCAAGGCAGAAAUACAGCUACAGUUAUCUUGUUAUAAUGAACAGUUCUCUUCUUGGGAACCAGUCAUUGAGCCUGUAAGUGAAAGCAAUAAGGUGUUAAGACCCUGGGAAGCCAUUAUUAGGACCCUGCAGACUCACGCACAGCCCGUAGGGGUAAAGCGGAAACACCCUGGCCCUUACUGUGAUUCUGUUGACACAAGUUACACCAGUAACAGAAACAGUUACAUCAGCUGUCCCAUUGAAGACUCUGAGUCAUCCACAGAUGAAGAGUCCCAAGACAACGAAAUGGUGGUGCUUAAACAUCAUACACAACAAGCAGUCAAGCGUCCAAAUGCUAGACGCCCAACAGCUGAACUUGGAAGUCUUUCAGGGUUCCCUCUGGAUUCUGACUCUGAGACUGAAGACAGUGUCCUGCACAAGAUAUCCAGUGCAUUCACCCACAUGUUCUCCAGUGACUCAGAGGAAUCAGAGGAGGAAGACAGCAGUGAUGAGGUUGAAGGCAAAGGAAGCAUUAAGAAAGAUGUAGAGGGCUCAGAAAAGCUAUCAACAGGAGAUUUAGAAUCAUCAUCAGAAGAGGAAGAUAACCCAGUAUUUGGUACCUCUCCAAUGAUUCCAGAUGGGGUAGAUGGCACUAGUAACUGGUUGGAGGACAUCAGCCCCAGUGAACUGGCAACAUGUGUUUUUGUUGACUCUCGAGAUAACCUGGAGUUCACCCUCACAUCACACACAAUGACUGCCGUCAACAGUUUGAUUUCUGAGUACCUUAACAAGCCUGAAGAUCCCCAGCCCAUCACGUCCUCUGCCACGCGUUCCAUGCAACAGAUCCUCCUCACCAAUGAGAUAGGACCUGACUCAAAGGUCACAGUGGUGAUGCAAGAUGAGGUUGACGGUGCCACCAAGGUAGAAGUUCUGGCAACAGCCAAGUACCAGGAGCCAGACUCAGUUCCAUCAAGUCCAGCAUCAGGCAAAAGCCGUAGUGGUGGAGAAUCUGCUUCAGAAGAUGAGUCAGUAAUUGAAGGAUUCAGAGACUGGGAUCACCUUAGCCUGCAUUCUUUCCCUGCCUCCUCCCCUCUGACUCCACCCUCCAGUCUCCCUUCAAGUGAAUGUUUCUAUGAAUUGUUUUGUCCCAAUCCUGUCAAACUCUAUCAGGACAUCACUAAGCUUCAGCUGAUUAUCAAAGUGCCUGGUUUCAAUGAACUCAUGGUGUUUGUGGGAACAAAGUCCCGAAGUAGAAUUUUCCAACUGAGUCCUCCUCGCAAUGACAAGAGGUACCAUGUGAUAGUGACUGUACAAGUGGACCACCUCACCACCAAAGUCAUUGUCAGGAGCCCCUUACAGAUCCUGAAUGAAAUGCCUCUCCCGGUCAAUGUGUGCUUCAAAAAGAGCAUUGUGGAGAUGCUUGGCCACUCUCUUGGGGAGCUUAAUUCUCGAGUAGUGUCACCUGUCAAUCCUUUUGAUGCUCAUGUGCCUAUGGUAACCCUCCAGCCAGACCAGGUCUUCACCAUUCCCUUGGCAGUUGCCUAUCAUUCCUCACUACACAUUCAGCCUGCUGCUGCUGAUUAUGGCAUUAGUGAAGUGGGAAUAUGGUGGAAGGAUGUUUUAUCCUCCACUUGCUCCUACCUACUCACCUGUAAGGGCAAGACAGAGCACAAUCCUGAAAUAGCAGCUGCAGUGACCAUUCAGGAAGGAGUGAAGUUAAGCAGCUUGCAGUGGGAAGGGCUGAGUGGAGUUUUACCAAAUUAUACUCUGUGCCUCUCACCUCCACUGGCCAUCCAUAACUUGCUGCCAUGCACUCUCACCCUUGCACACCCUUCCUUUGCCCAGCCCCUCAUCCUUGAUCCAGGAGCCAAGACUACUCUUUAUAAGAUUGAUUUAGGAAAAAGAAUAAGUCUUCAAGUUCAGGUUUCAAAUUACUUAGGAAGUGAAUGGGAUGGCAUUCUAGAAAUUGGCACCGAAAAGGGUGAUGACCACAGAACCCUGACACUGACUCACGGGGACGGCAGUGCUCGCAGGAAGCUGGAGUGUGCACUGUACACAGUCAGGGCAGGACUGACGGCAGUCCACGUGUAUUCCCCAUACUGGAUUGUGAACAAGACUGGUCUCCCACUACAUGUCCGGGGAUCAAGAUCAAAAAUUGUGUACGAUCUAAGUGGCUCAGAAGACAUUGUUUUGUUCCGAUAUAAGAGAGGUUACCCACAUAAAUUGAAGGUGAGGGUGAUGGAGAGUGAGUGGUCAAGGAGGUGGAGCUGUGAGGCAGUGGGAUCGUGUGGUGUGGUGGUGUGUCGGGACAGCGUGCGGGACAAAAAGUACCGCAUCCUGGCCAAGAUGAAGCAGUCCACACUUGCAGCACAGACCCCAGAUGAGGGUGUCCAAGGUGGCUGUCUGAACAAUGCAUGCUCUUCAAAAUUCUUCCCACAAAUCUGUUACCAAAGAAGUGAGGAUAUAGAGCCGCAGGGCUGCCGGGCUGGAGCAGCCUGUGGAAUGUCCAGAGGAGUAAAUGGAAGAAGACCUGGCAAGUUGCACCUGACCAAGAUAGUAACACUAAUGCCAUACUUCUUAAUCCGCAACCUGACCAUCCGGCCUCUCAAAUUUAUGCAAGAGAAUGACAAAGUAGAACUGUGGUAUGACAUUCAUCCGCAGCAGUGCAUGUCAUUUUGGCCUGAUGGAGAGAACAUGCACAUGGUGGUCAGAUAUCGUGACCAGCAAGUCCGGUCACAACACUUCCAUUUCAACUCUAAUCACAGCACAGUUCUCAGAAUGGAAAAGGGGCGAGCCCUGAAUGUGCAUGUGUCAGGUGUAGGUUCUGACAGCCCAGUCACCAUCACCUUUGACAAAUACCAGCCAGGUGAUGCACCUGUGAAGAUUGAGAACUGGUGUGAAGAUGUUCAUCUUCGUCUUCACCAAAAAGGCUCAAACCAGACACACCUACUAGCACCCCACCAGUCUCAGCUGUACACUUGGGACGACCCCACUCUGCCUCGGGAACUCCUCUGGAAUAUUUAUAACAGGAAAAGUGAAGACCUCUCAGCAGUGAUAGAUAAAGAUGACCAUGGCAGCAAGUGUGUCACCAUCACUUCCUUGAAGCCUGGCAUGGUACGUACUAAAUCACAAUCCAGUGUUGGCACUCCCAAAACAAGGCCAAAGAAGUUAGGUCAUAGGCAGCGAGCCAAGACCACAGCGGCCUCAUCCAGUGACUCUGAAGAAGAGACAGAAUCCAUUGUGGAGAAGACACAUGGCCAGUAUUUAGUUGCAGAUACCAAGUCCCAGUCCACCAAGAUGAGGAGAGAUAAAAUGUUGGUUCACUGGGUGAGCUACAAACAAGGAAGUCAGAGGGUUCUCCUGUUCACCCAGUCAGAUCGCCUGGCUGCUACUACCCGACUUCCCAUGGAGAGAGCCAGAUUAGAAGUGUGCCUUGCACUGGAGAAAAUAGGAUUGUCUCUUAUCAAUGAAGGACACCGGGAAGUGGCUUACUUCAGCUUGAUGCCAGGAGCAGCCAAGUGGGAAAUUGAAGUUGAUGGAGUGUGGAAAGUUCCUCCCAGCUUGGAGUUGAUUGCAUGGCUUGAGGAUCAGUACCUCAACAACAAACAAUCUAAAGUCAACCUUCGAGGAUCACUCCAGAUGAAAGGGAACACUGUAGAAAUGGAGGUGGACCUAACAACUAUGUAUAUGACCAAACCAUUCAGUGGAAAAUUGCGACGGACCAAGCAUUCUGCUGUAUGGUUCCACUACCGCCACUCCCACCACUACAGCUAUGUUGCCUUGCACCUCCACCGUCUGCAGAUUGACAACCAGCUGAUGGAUGCAGUAUUCCCUACAGUGUUUUAUCCCAUUAAUGAAAAUGGUUCAUCCCAACCUUGCUUGUCAGUGUGUGCUCUUCUUCACUUCACAGUUGGCUGUGUCACUACAAUUAAACAUCUUAGUAUUGUGGCUCAAGAAUUUUUCCUGAAGUUGGAUAAAGGUUUCCUACUAUCCACAUAUGAGGUUCUGGAGCCCUUCUUGCCAGGUCUUCACUCAGGCAGCAUUCACACUGAACUGAAAAAACUUAGAACUCCAGUAACAUUUUCUGCUAUGAAGCAUCAGCCCAGCAGUGAUGAAGGUCCCCAUGUGGAACGCAUGUGUGUAGCUGGCCUCAAGGUACGCUUCUCUUUCUCCCCGCGUGGCACAGUGCUGGGGAGCCACGGCGGCCAAAAUGACAUGUUGGAGUGGUUUUUGACUUCUCUUGGAGCAACUUUGACUGAGAUGAAGAAUGUAUCAAUAAGUGUUGGACAUUAUGAAAGACAGUCUUUCCCAUGGGACAAACUGAUGGAAGACUUUGUGGAUCAUGCAAAAUAUCAGAUUGUUCAGCAGGUUUAUGUCCUUGUAUUGGGACUGGACAUCCUUGGGAACCCAUACCAGAGACUACGGGAUCUUUCCCAAGGAGUGAAGGACCUUAUCUAUCAGCCAGCUCUGGGCAUCAUAGAAGGACCAGAUGAGUUUGCUGAAGGUGUAGCUCGAGGUGCCCAGAGUAUGAUGGGACAUGUGGUGGGAGGGACAGCAGACAGUCUUAAUCUCAUCUCCUCAGCAGUGGGCAACACCAUUGCCAUGCUCUCCUUUGACCAGGAGUACAGGAAGAAACGUGAGCAGAGGCUGGAGGUGCAGAGUUCAUUCCCCAAGACACUCCUCCAUGCUGGCCGCACCUUUGUGAUGGGCGUGGUGCUAGGCCUGUCAGGGGUGGUGGUUAAGCCAGUUGCAGCUUCAGGUGCUCAGCAGGAUGGUGUGGAAGGAUUUUUCCGAGGUAUUGGACGGGGCAUCAUGGGCCUCAUCACCAAGCCAGCCCUUGGGGUCAUUGACUCUGUAGCAAUGGCCUGUGAUGCUGUGCGGAGGGCUGUGGACCUUGGCCACGAGGUUAUCACCCGAUCAAGAGUUCCUCGGCAUGUGUCUCCAUACAUUGCACUGCAUCCCUACAGCAGCCAUGAGGCAGCAGGGAUGGCACUCCUGGCUUCCCUAUGCCAUGGCCACUACAUGCAGACUGAUCUCUAUAUUGCACAUGCUGCUCUUUCUGAAGCAAAUAGGCCAGACAUGAUUUUGAUCUCAGAUAAGCACAUAUUUAAAUUGGAACGAUGUGGUAUGUGGGGUAACUGGGACAUAAGUUGGCGAGUAGCAGUCCGGAACUUGUUGCAUCAGCCAACAGUGAAAGACAACACCAUAUUACUAGUUCUGAGACAGGAUGAAAGCCACAGUCAGUUGUCAGGGUCUGAGCACCAGAUUCGCAGUGAGGACAGUGAUGUGCUGCUGUUCUUGGUGCGCUGGAUUGAAGUCUUGACAACACUCAGCAUGGUGGACCAGCCAUGUCCAAGACUGCAAUGAACUUGGAUGUAUGGGAGGUUGGAUUCUAAUUUGCAUAAUGGUAGGGAGAGAGCAAAUUCCCUCAGCAUUUAACUUGUACUUUGUCAAGAUACUGGAGCAUGAACCAUUAUAUUAAUGGCUUUAAUUUUUAGAUAUCUUCAGUAACAACAAAAGCUCAAAUGUUUUCUUAACCCAUAAAUAUAAACAUAUUUAUAAACAAAUUUUUGGGUUAAAUGAAACUAUACAUUAAAACUCAAAAUACAAGUUCACAUGAAAGAACAGUAUUAGAGAAGAAGCUGUAACCUUCCACUCUUAGUAGCUACAAAUUGCAGAUUUAUUUUUCAGCAUUCCCUAAAAUGUUGUAAAACUAAACACAAACUACUCUUUCUAUAUUUAUAUUUGAAGACUGUUGAUACUACAGAAUCAUGAGCUUUUUUCUUCAGUCUUUUUUCUGCAGUUGCACUUUUAUUUUUCCAAGUACCUAGAAGGUGUAAGGCUUUAUGAAUUUGUUAAUAGGACCCCAGCUAACAAAUUAUUCAUGUGACUUAUGAAUAUUAUAUCAGAUAUUAAAACAGAUAUGGUAAGGAAAAGUAGAGCUGAAGAAGGAGUGCUGAAUGAUGAUGGUUAUCAAAAUUUUUGUUGUAAGAUGCAAAGAAACAGUAUUUUUAUAGAUUAUUUUUAAUACUGAACUUUCCCAUUCUAGUCAUGAUUAGUUUACCUUUUACAGCCUUAUUCAUAAAAAUCAUUAUUUUGGCAAUGCAGUUAAGUAGUAAUAACAAACAUUAUUAUUUCUUCCUCUUCCUAUGAAAAUCAGCCUUUUAGUGCAGUAGUAUCAGCAUUUAAAUAUCACUGGAUAAUUAUAAGUGACUGGAUAUUUGUGAAGUAGUCCUAAAGUGGUGGGUUUCUUCCAUAGACAAGAGUGAGAGGCAGCAUACAGCAAGCAAGACAGUAUAUAGCACUGGUACAGUACUGGGCUUCUGCUUGGUCUUGGUUUAUAUGUGAUGACAGAUUAAUUUUGGUCUUUAAUUGAACACCAGAUAUGCAGAGAAUGAGCUGAAAAGAGUCACUGUCAGUCCUCUAAAGCUGCAGUUCAUGACUUAAAGCUUUAAGUGUUAUUUUGAAUAAAGAAGCUUUAACUUGCAUUUUACCAAAAUUGUGUUUGUGCUACUCUCACUAGGUUGUUGAUGCACAUCAGAUAGCAGGGAGAAUAUGACAUACCUUUGUGUUGUGAUGGAACUGUGGUGUGUUGUUAUACAGUUGUCUUUCAUGUGUUGUAAUGGUAGCAGUUGAGAGGCUAUUUUUUUCAAUAGAAGCUUUCACUUAGAAUUUAGUAACUACUACUUAUAUCUAACAGUUGUUUAGAGCAUAUUUUGAAUAGCAAAUGGUGUAAAAAGAUAUUUUAAUGGUUUUAUCAUUCCAUGUACAUUUCUUUAUUGUUGGUUCUCUAGUGUUGUAGGCAUAAACAGCCAGUAUUUGGUAACAACUUGUAUUGUUGGUCAAACCUGAGGCACAUGUGUGACAUUGAAUGUGUGGCACUGAACCAGUCUCUUCUUAACUCCUUGCAGUAUUAGAAAAUCAUUUGUUUGUUUUUUUCAACUACUACAUUUUUUAUUAUCUUGUUUGCAAAUAUAUAUUUCUUGUGCAUAAAGUAUACCAUAUUUGUAUUAAAGAAAGCCUACUCAUGUUCCUAGGUAUGAUGCUUUUGAAAUUAAUUGAUUGGUUGUUUAAUGUAUGAAAUGGUAUAAUAGAUUUUUUUUUUUUCAGCUCCAGCACAGAAAUAUAAAAAAAUGAAUUAUAGGUGAGACAUGUUAUGAUUUGAUAGUAAAAUAAUUUAAUUGUGUUAAUGAUGAACUUGAAUUGCUUUAAAUAGGUAAGACCAUAAUGAAUAUGUGACUGGUGCACUGCAUUCCUGAACAUAAAUAGGUUGUGUAUAAUUCUACUGUUUCCUCAUUAUUCAUAAUAG